GCGCGCGGCUGGAAGCCCGUCCGCCGCUGCCGUCCCACCGCCCCAGUCUCCCCCCGGGUCCUAAAGAGCGACGCGAGGCGCCCGAACCUCCUUCCCUGGGAGCCGCCGGGCCGGGUGCCGCUUUCCGGGCGAUGCUCUGCAAGCUGAGCGCUCGCUUCGACCCUUCCCGGGACGUGGGACCUUGGCUGGCGGAGCGGGCGGCGGCGGCGGCGGCUGAGCGAGAGGGCAACGCAGAAAUUGGCUUUCCUUUACAGUUGGACUGACUGAGUUUAGAAAUGCAUUCACGCUUGCCUUUUUUAGAUGCUUGGGGAAAUCAUUCGGAAACGCCGCAUAUAAUAAAUGUGGAAAGAAAUGGAAAUGUUCUUUAUACUUGGAAGGGACCUCAGGAGUACACCAAUGUUGGUUUGUAUGACGAUGAUAAUAAAAAAAAUCAGCACCUGUAUACUUUCGAAAAAGACCUGCGUGUGAUCAGCUGCUCCAUCAAUCAUGACAAGACCUUGUUAGCCAUCAGUUUUCUUCAGACAUCACAGGAAGAGAAAAAGUUCCUUUUUCAAACAGUUCCUAAAUGUCUGACCUUACUAAUUGAAAUUCACCCGAUUAAUAAUGUGAAAGUUUUAAAGGCUGUGGAUAGCUGUAUCAGAGUACAAUUCCUAUAUCCGAUUACCGAUAAAAAGUCAUUGUCAGAUAGCUGCCUCUUACUCAUUUCAGAAGAUAAAUAUGCUGAAAAAUUGGACAUCAGAACUGUCAGAGAAGGAGACAGUGUGACGAUUGAAAAUUCGAGCCGGCUUUCAAAAGAGAGAAUUGCCGAUGAUCUCAUGUGGUCCCAGUGGGAUAUGCUGGAACAAAGACUAUUCUACAUUGUCACAAAGGAAGAAGAAAGGGACAUAUUGAAUUGCAUCCAAUUUUAUCCCAAUAAAGACUUUAAACUAAUACUUGAAGCACCUUUAGAGAUUUCCAUGGCUGAGAUAAGAUUAAGAUCUGUGAACUUGAAUUAUAGCUAUUAUCAAGACCAAGAAACGAUACCCAAGCCUUUUGAUGUACACGUUUUUACCAGUGACACAGGAAGUUUAUGUUUGUGUUAUAGUUUGGCUAAUAUGAAUUCCGAAGAAGUGUCUUAUACGGUAGCUUUUCUACAUAAAGGUUAUAGUAAAACCUAUACCGCCGCUUUGGAAGAAACGAAUUCUCUGCAAAUAAAGGAGCUGGUUUUUUUGGAUCUUGACUCUUAUGUGGCUGUGUAUUUACCUGGACAAUUCCUGCAUCUCGUGGACAGCCAGCAUCCUGACCUGAUCUGCCACAGUUCCUUUCUAUCAGGUGAAGAUGCAAAAAUGAAUCUGCUAAACGCUGACACCAUCUUUUCCCCAACCAAAUCGAGCGUCUUCGAUCGCAGCACCGGAAAAAUAUUUACCGUGGAAAUAAGCCCAAAGGCUUUGCUACAAUUUUUGUGGAAGAGCAAGUCGGAUAAUGACCAGUUGGCAGCCUUGCACUGUCUCCUACUACAUGUCGGAAGCACGGAGGAGUUGGAAAACCAGAUCAUCCAGUGGCUUUCCGAGAACGUCUCGAGUUGUUUUGCGUUUGAUCCUAUACAAGAAUUAAUCUUUGCUUCUUUGCACUGGAAAGUAUGUCUGGAAUCCAGCCACCUGGAUAAACUUCUACCGUACACGUCACUGCUGAACUGGAAGAAGGAUAUUCCUGGAAUCCUGUGUAAAAUGUACAUUAUCUCGUUACCCUCUUUAAAGGUGCGACACUGCAAAGGUUUCUGGGAAAAGUUAAACCUGAACCUGGAAUGUGUGAAAUAUAUUGAAACGCCUUUGCAUUUCAGCCACAAAGUGCUGCAGAGGGAAUGGUAUAAACUGCUUUCCGAUGAGAAGUCAGCAGCGAGAACAUCUUACCUCAAAAGUAUAUUUGAAAACACGAAAAAGGUGCUUUCCAGUUUACAUAUGUGGGAAACAGAAGAAAGAACAGCUCCUCUUUUUCAAGACGAAGAUUAUCAGCAGAGCGUGCUAACAGGAUUGAUGGUGGCACAACUGAAAGACCAUCUUCUAAGACCACUGCAGUACAUUGGCAAACAAAAGAUUGAUCAGAUAGCUGUGGAUUAUGUUUCAAAACUGCUGGGCCUAAUCUGUCGGAUGAUGGAGAAUGUUUGGCAGAAAUACAGUCUUGGCUCCUCGUCCUUCUCAUUCAGGCAACCAGAGAAAGCAAAUGAGGUCGUGGCGUUCCAUAUCAUGUGUCGAAUUCUGCAGGCAGCCAGCGGGAUGUGUCUGCCUUUACCACCAGGGUUCCACGCUCGGCACCUGGAAGUGGGGAUGAGGUGCUUUCCUUUGCACACGGUCCUGCAGUACAUUGACCAUGGAGUUCUGCACCUAACAGAAAAGAACGUCCUGAACCUUUGGAAAGAAUUGGACAACACUGAACAGAACGUGAAGCUCAAGUUAAGUAUCCUGACGAGGCUCCCUCAGGAAAUUUGUUGCAAAGUUUGUCAGCUAUGGAACCAUUCUUUAAGCACCAGUGCUAUUGCAAGGAACUACGUGAAACUCUUAUUCGAGAAACUCGGCAGUGAACAGUACGAUAUACCAUUUACGGACAGGAUAUCAACCCGGAUUAAGUUUCUCCCCCUUAACUAUUUGGUGACUACCAUAGUAGAGAUGGAACGUCAAGGCUGGGCAGCUUCUCUGGAAGAAACCAACAUGAACGCAAGAUUGGUUGAAGAGGUGGCACUGAAACACACUACAAUGCUUUUAGGUCUUUAGUUUAUUUAAUGACCAAGACAAAAUUAUGAACCCAGUAGCGUCCGAAUUUUGAAUGUUGUGCCUUUUAACAUAUAGGCAACUGAAUUCCAGAGAAGACACUGAUAGGAAGCUGUAAUAUAUCCGAAAGAAAUAUCACAACUUCUGUUUGCUGAUGACUCGAGUUCAUUGUAAUGAGCAGCUUUUAAAAACAGCCAACUACUGAGAUGUGCAAAUUGUUCUGAAUGCAAAAUAUUUUACAUUCAGAUGCUUUUGAACUUGAAAUUUGAAAAUGAAUUUUUCUGCUUCAUUUUCAAACCUCACAUGGAAACUGCCUGUUCCAAAAUAUAUUUUUUUUUAAUUAGAAAAAAAGUUGUUUGGGAAUUCAGAAUAGAAUCUGAGCUUCAAAUGUGUUGUGCCUCGUUAUAAUAGGUGCAUUGAAAUAUUCUGAAAUGAAUGUUUUAUAACCCAAUAUUAAAAUGAACGGGAGUCAUCGUCCUAUAAAGAAUAAACUGAAUCUGAAUUCAACGUAAUAUUUAUUUGUUAACAGAAUAGGCCACUAAGGUCCCCAAAGCAAUUGCGCUUCUGAGCAAUUGCAGAGAUACGAUUAAAGAAUUAAGAUUAAAUGUUGGCAUAAAAUGUGCCGAAGUUAGCAUUUAAAUUCUUAUCUGCAAGAUGCAAUAAGGAGCUGGCAGCUAUUACAUUAUGUAUAUAUGAGAUAAUAUGAGCAUGAACAAGGUACUAUAAAAUAUUGCAAUUGAAAAACCAAAACAUUUUCUGUAAAUAGAAAUAAAUGUAUAGUUUUGGGACCAGUCUUUGAUGUCUUUAUUGUAUUGGUGUCAGAGACUGUGUGUUGUGCCUCGCCCUCCCUCCUCUCCUCAGCCGGGCCCCUCUCAUCUCCUGCUAUCUGAGCCAGAGACUGAUAGUGAGGAAGAAUGGCCUGGCAUGCCUCCAGCCCCCAGCCCUGGCACCAUGCCCGGACAGACUGAGCAAACAAACCUCCCUCCUACAGCAUGUGAGCAUGAAGCCAGUCACGAGCUGGAAUUGCCGGCAGCUGAGCAGGAGGACGAAAGGUGGGCAGAUCCCCGCUUCCGGAGAAUGGAGAGGCGACGUCAGCAAAAGGAAGGGAGGGGCAGGCCUGGAUAAGUGCUGAGUCAUGGAGCCACACCCCAUGGCCUAUAUAAAGGAUCUGCUUUUUGGCAUUCCUUGAGUCAGGCAAAGUCUCAUCUGGUUGCUGAAGUCACACCUUGGAUUCCUGCCUGCCCUGAGAACUCUGACAGGAAUUUGGCAACGCAGCAGAGGCUUCGUGGCCACGCUUGGUACAGACUUCCCAGACCCGGCCGUCAGAGGAGGAGUGGGACACGACACUAUGUGUGUAUUUUCUAAUUAUUUAAAUAUACUGCAAAGAGAACAGGAUUCUACAGGAAGCAAAAAAAAGUCAAGACAGCAUCCCAAACCAUACAAACGCUUAGCGUUUUAAAGAUCCACCUUCUUUUUAAUGUGGAUUUAACCUACAUUGUGGCGGUCAUCUUGAUGUUUUGAUGCUCUUGCAAUAGAGCUAAACUGCUACUUUAGCAUAUUCAUUUCAUUUCAUUCUGCCGUAAGGGUAGUCCUUGACUUAUGACCACAGUUGAGCCCACAGUUGCUAAGUGAGACAUUUAAGUGAAUUUUCCCCAUUUUACAACCUUUCUUGCCGCAGUUGUUAAGUGAAUCCCUGCAGUUGUUAAAUUCAUAACAUGGUUGUUA
This is a messenger RNA of Ahaetulla prasina, 4469 nucleotides long. It is a transcript of the gene GSAP, whose product is annotated as gamma-secretase activating protein. The transcript is spliced from 31 exons. Gene Ontology annotation, cellular component: trans-Golgi network. Lineage: Eukaryota; Metazoa; Chordata; Lepidosauria; Squamata; Colubridae. Gene Ontology annotation, biological process: positive regulation of amyloid-beta formation. Bases 276 to 2747 code for a protein of 823 amino acids. The record is from RefSeq and is a predicted model, not a curated record.